Molecule: messenger RNA, 1545 nt
Organism: Vicugna pacos (alpaca)
Lineage: Eukaryota; Metazoa; Chordata; Mammalia; Artiodactyla; Camelidae
Gene: ADTRP
Product: androgen dependent TFPI regulating protein
Cellular component (GO): endomembrane system; membrane
Source: RefSeq, a predicted model, not a curated record
UUGAAACUCUCAGUCCCAGAAGGGCGUGUUUUACAGCUCUCUUCUGCCUUAGGACUUCAGCUGUGACCUGCAGAGGUAUGCCAGAGAGAAGCUACUUGAGACAUUUACAGUUCCCUGGUCAGAGCUAGCCAUGACGCGGACUUCUACGUGCAUAUACCACUUUCUCGUUUUUAGCUGGUAUGUCUUCCUCAAUUUUCAUAUCUCACAACAAGCAGGGGAUCCGCGGAAAUCCAAACUCUUUAUAAAUGGUGGACAAUGGAAGUACUUGACAUUCCUGAAUCUGCUCUUGCAGGCCAUUUUCUAUGGGGUCGCCUGCCUGGAAGAUGUGCUGAAAAUAACUACAGGAAAAAAAGACAUUAAGCUCGUAACUGCCUUCAGAGACCUGCUUUUCACCACACUGGCUUUUCCAAUGUCCACAUUUGUAUUUCUGUCAUUCUGGAGCCUCUUUCUCUAUGAUCGAGAACUCGUGUACCCUAAGGCCAUGGAUGAUCUCUUUCCAGUAUGGUUGAAUCAUGCACUGCACACAUCCAUAUUGCCCUUCUCACUGGUCGAGGUCAUCCUCAGGCCCCACUGCUAUCCACUGAAGAAGAAAGGACUCACCUUCUUGGCUGCUGCUAUCCUUGCUUAUGUCAGCAGGGUUCUAUGGAUCUACUCUGAGACGGGCACGUGGGUAUAUCCUGUGUUUGCCAAACUCAGUCCGAUGGGUCUAGCAGCCUUCUUCUCUCUCAGCUACAUCUUUAUUGUCAGCAUCUACCUAUUUGGAGAGAAGCUCAACCACUGGAAAUGGGGUGACGUGAUGCAGCUGAGCUCUAAGAGGAAGUGACUAGAAGCCAUUUUCCAAGAACUGAGGACGAAGAAAACACAAUAACUUUUUUCAUCUUUUCUCUUUUUUCUGGUGGGAGGGGGUAGAAGCAACAUAGGAAGGUAUAAAGGACAGGGAAUGAUAUUUUAAAUUUAAUAAGACGGUUAUAAAGGUAGCUUAAUUUGAGGACUCUUGGUUCUUUGAAGCUUUUACUGGACGUGCCCAAAACAACUCCUGCUGUCUCAGAAUUUGUUACGUUCGUCUGACCUCUGUGGAGGAUGGUCCGUGGUCAAAUUCUGGCCAAAGAAACUCACAAAAUGCGGUGUUAGAGAAAGUUUAGAGAGAAAAAGGAACUUAGAUCAUCUAAACUCUUCACUUUACAGAGGAGAAUGCUGAGGACCUUGAUGAGAAGUUACCUGCAUGAGGCCAAAGAGUCAGUGUCAGAACCAAGACAACAGCUUUUGUCUCCCAGACCUUCUAACUCCCAGUCCUGUGCCAUUUUUGAAAAAAUCUCAAUUUUCCUAAAAUCAAACACUUUUAUAAGUUAGUUAUUUUUCAUGGAUUGCUCAUAUAUAUUUUUUCCUCAGUCUAGACGGAAAUGUAGGGAGAUGGAUGCUACUGAAGUUGUCUACCUAGUAUGACAGCAAAUUAGCUGGGGCGGUGAAAAAAUAAAUCACAGAAAAUACUGGGAAAUCUGUUCUUCUUGUGAGAAAGCAUUUGCAGAAAGUAAACAAUGAACAUAG